Drosophila pseudoobscura is the source of this 1142-nucleotide messenger RNA. RefSeq names its product hydroxymethylglutaryl-CoA lyase (gene Hmgcl). The transcript has 2 exons. Gene Ontology annotation, biological process: L-leucine catabolic process; ketone body biosynthetic process. Bases 79 to 1062 code for a protein of 327 amino acids. NCBI's taxonomy places the organism in Eukaryota, Metazoa, Arthropoda, Insecta, Diptera, Drosophilidae. The record is from RefSeq and is a predicted model, not a curated record. Gene Ontology annotation, molecular function: hydroxymethylglutaryl-CoA lyase activity.
GUUGGAAAUAUAUCGAUCGUGCUGAUAAGAAACAGCUGGUGGGCAAGUCGAAAAUACGUAACAUUUUAAUCUAGCAAUAUGCCAAUUCCACGAAUUCUCCUCCCAGCAUACCGAUCUCUGGCUUCCUUCACUGCCAAGCGCACGGCGGUUACAAGUCAAUCGAACCAGGUGCGGAUUGUGGAGGUGGGUCCACGGGAUGGACUUCAAAAUGAAGCAAAGAUCCUGCCAGCAGCAACGAAAAUUGAGCUGAUCGAUCGGCUAUCCGAAACCGGCCUGACCACCAUUGAAGCAACAAGUUUCGUGAGCUCAAAGUGGGUUCCCCAAAUGGGAGACAAUUCAGAGGUAUUUCGAGGCAUUCGCAAAGUGCCAGGGAUCAACUACCCGGUGCUCACACCGAAUCUCAAAGGGUUCGAGAGUGCGCUGGCAGCCGGUGCCGAGGAGGUGGCCGUCUUUGGAGCCGCUUCUGAUGCAUUUUCCUUGAAAAAUGUCAAUUGCACAGCCGCCGAGGCAAUCGAGCGCUUCAAGCCAGUUCUGAAAGCAUCCCAAAAGCAUGGAGUUCGUGUUCGUGGCUAUGUAUCUACAAUAGUAGGUUGCCCAUACGAGGGAGCCGUUGCGCCGAGUGCUGUGGUGAGAGUAGUCGAGGCUCUUUAUGAGAUGGGCUGCUAUGAGAUUUCUCUGGGCGACACCAUUGGCGUGGGAACGCCCGGCAGCAUGCGUCGAAUGCUGGACGAGGUAGCCCGAGCUGUGCCCGCUGAGAAUCUGGCUGUUCAUUGCCACGAUACUUAUGGCCAGGCUCUGUCCAAUAUCUUGGUGUCACUGGAAUACGGCAUACGCGUGGUGGACUCUUCUGUUUCUGGCCUUGGUGGUUGUCCCUAUGCCCGGGGAGCAUCUGGCAAUGCAGCCACCGAGGAUGUGGUCUACAUGUUGCACGGAAUGGGACUUAAUACAGGCGUUAAUCUCGACAAACUCAUACAAGUUGGCCGCUACAUCUGCACGGAGUUGGGCCGCCCCUCCGAGUCAAAGGUUAAUCGCGCCUGGAAGGGUCCUGCAGUGAAGCAGUAAAUAGAUCUGGAUCUCCAGAAACGGCAAACGAUGGCAUUUACUAGAAAUAGUUACACAAUACAUUUAUUUUUGAUGCAACA